Messenger RNA from Folsomia candida, 1395 nucleotides. RefSeq names its product dnaJ homolog subfamily C member 8. Lineage: Eukaryota; Metazoa; Arthropoda; Collembola; Entomobryomorpha; Isotomidae. Bases 338 to 1126 code for a protein of 262 amino acids. The transcript is spliced from 6 exons. Gene Ontology annotation, cellular component: nucleus. The record is from RefSeq and is a predicted model, not a curated record.
CAAAAACACCAGUGAAAAUAUUUUUAUAAAACUUUUUUUUCUGUUUCUGAAUUAAGCCGUGAUAUUCGCAUUUCUGGAACUUGUUGUAUCUACAAUUGUUAAUUGGCUUACAUUGAUCCAUAAAUUACAAAAUUACUUUACUUUUACUGCAAGAAAAGAAUAAGUGAACUAAUCCACCAGUUGCGCAUAUCAAAAAUCAAUCAUCACAUAAAUUAAUUAGUUACUAGUUAUAUCUACAACGUAUUGCAUUUUUCUAACGGUUUUAAGAGUGCACAUCGUUUUGGUUAUCGUCUCAUAACCGUGGUGUUAAUUCGCCACAACAUCGCUGACACGCAACAUGUCGUCGAAACCUGGAACGUCGUCGGGUUCUUCUGCCCCUGUAGGAAAAGAAGUUGAAUUUCAGGAAUUUUAUACAGAGGUGAAACAAAUAGAAAAGCGUGACUCGGUUCUCACUCCUGUACAGCAAAUAGAACGACUUCUAAGGGCUGGAUCCACCUAUUUUAAUUUGAACCCGUUUGAAGUUUUAAACGUCGACCCUGACCAACCACUUGAUGAAAUAAGAACAAAGUACAAGCGUUUAUCCAUAUUGGUUCAUCCUGAUAAAAACAUGGAUGACAGGGAAAGGGCACAGUUAGCUUUCGAAGCCGUCAACAAAGCUUGGAAGACGCUAGAAAAUGAGGAAACUAGGCAAAAGUGUAUGGAUAUUAUAGAGGAGGCGAAAGCAAGAACUGAUAUUAAUGUACAAGAGAAGAAGAAAAAAUUGAAAAAGGAAGGCAAAUCUACAAGAGUUGAGGAAGAUGAUCCUGAAAAAUUAAAGCAUGCGGUUUAUGUACUAACAAUGAAAUUAUUUGCUGAUUUAGAACGGAAGAAACGAACUCAAGAACAGCGUGACAUGGAAGACCGUAAGAGAAAGCGAGAAGAUGAAAUUGAGCAGGAAGAGAAAUCAAAGUUUGAGAAGGAGUGGUUAAAAAAUUAUGAGGACUCAAGAGAAGGAAGAGUAGCAUCCUGGAAAAAUUUCCAGACAGGAGCCUCGAAAAAGAAGGAAAAGAAAGAACAAGCGGUAGAUAAGCCUGCGAAAAAAAUUAAAGUGUUUCGACCACCCAAACAUAAACCGGAAUCCAAAUAAGUUGAUUCCUAAGUAAUAAUGUAAAUUUUAGUUUUAAGAUGUAGAUAAGUAUUUGUCACCUGUUAAGAACAGGAAGUGUAACAUGUCAUUUAUUUGUUAUUUGUUUUAUUGAAUUACUGAAGUAGCGAAAUAAUGUGUAUUGCAAAAAUUUUGCAAACAAUCGUAAUUUCGAUAUAUGUCUAGAAAUCUGGUUUAGUUAUUAUUCUUCUAUUUAUUACCAAAAUCUGAAAUAAAUUUUGUCAGAAUCAUGUUUUAUUAAGUAUCCAGUA